CAUGCAUGCUACGCUUAGGAUCAGCAGCCGUCUAGAGUUACAGCAGUGAGGCUUUGGUUUCAGAAGUCGAAAGCUAGCAAGGAAUGGCUGCCGAAUGAAAAAUCCAGCCAUACAGUUCCUCCCUGACUUGUCGCGAAGGCCUUGUAUCAUAUGGUGUCUCUCCUGCUUUUCAUCCAAGAAGCUUUGCAGCUUGCUAGAUUGGCUGCUAGUGCUCCAGUUACAUCAAUGGAUUCAGAGUCCAAAGACAAGGAUCCAGAAAGCCCCAGAUGUUACCAUCUGGAACUUUAUGACUCAACUGAAGAUUUAGAGAUGUUGUCAGAACCCUUUCGAAGGCGCGAUCUCGCUGUGCAGGAAGACAGGAAGACUCAGAGCACAGAGAAGCCAACAACCUCUAGUGCGGAUUCUCGGGAUCAAGACCCGGACAAUGAGUCAGCAAGCAAUAAAGAUGACUGUGAUGCUCUUCAAAAUAUUGCUGGUUCUGAUACAGAAAAGAAGCCACCCUUCAAAGACAUGGAUACAUACUGCAUUACUUGCUGCGUUCCCGUGAGAGCCCUUGACGAACAGUGCCGUGAACAUGAAGAGCAUGAAGUCAUUCCUCUUGACAGUGUGGUUCAAAUAGCAAAGGAUGAACUUCAGAAAAACAUAUGCAAACUGGAAAAUCAGAUUAUUCAUUUGGAAGGUUUUUCGAGCCAUUUGGAAGAAAUUUUCAUCACAGUAGAGGAGAAGUUUGCCAGAGAGGAGCAGAACUUUGAGAGACGCUACGAUGAAGUGAUGCAGACCCUCGAGCAAAGAUAUGAAGAAACGAUGCAGGCAUUAGGGGAAGAGAAGAAGGAGAAGCUGGAGGCAUUAUAUGAGCAGUUGGUUUGCUGCGGAGAAAACCUGGACACCUGCAAAGAGCUGAUGGAAACAAUCGAGGGCCUGGGCCAGGGUGCCAGUAAAGUGGAUACCAUGAAGACUGCUGUAACUACAAUAGACAGAUUGGAGAAAUUCUUGAAAAAAGACGUGGAUGUAGACCUCUCAACACCAAUAGAAUAUGAAGCCAGAGUCAUAGAGUUCUCCGAUGUUCAACAACUAAUGGAUUCUGUUGAUUCUCUCCCAGCCACUUUGCCUCCUUGUGCGCCAGUCAUGAACCCUCAGGAUCCCAACUCAGCCACAGGGACCUCUGUGCGAGUCUGCUGGAGUUUCUUUUCAGAAGAUCUGGUUGAAAGGUACCAACUGUUUUACAAGAGGAUAAACAAUGAUACGUCCAAAGAAGAGCAAGCUGAGUUUGUGCUAAAUGUGAAAGAGACAUACCGCACAGUUACCAACCUGACACCGAAUACACAGUAUGAAUUUUGGGUCAAAGCACUCAACAGAGCUGGGAUCAGUCCAGCGAGCGAAAGAGCUGUUUACAUGACAGCUCCUCUGCCACCUGUUAUCAACAGUAAAGCGAUUCAGAGCUGUGAACAUGCAGCACUUAUACGCUGGGAAUGUGGCAACACAAAUCCUGUGGACUCCUACACAAUUGAAUUGUCCAGGCUGACAGAUGGAGAGGAUGUGGACGUUAUUACAGAGUCUAUUGUUGGAAUUCCAAACUGUGAAACUUUGAUUCAGCUGGAGCCGCAGCAGCAUUACCUUGUCUCUGUGAAAGCCCUCAAUCCGGGUGGCUCUAGUGACAGGAGUGAUUCCAUCUCCAUCCUGAGCACAGGCACCUCCUUUACUCUGAAUGAGGAGACAGCACAUCCCUUACUGUCUGUCCUGGAAGAUGGGCUGACCAUUUCGUGUAGCAAGACUGAAAGUCAAAAAAGAGACUUGCCUUUUGGUGAAAACAGUUUCACAAGAUCCAUCGCGAUAUUGGGAAACCCAAUACCAUUCCACGGAAAACACUACUGGGAGGUAUAUGUUGACGAAAAAAUUGAAUACCGUGUUGGCGUGGCUUUUGAAAAUGCAUCGAGGGACAGCUAUUUGGGCAUGACCCAUUCCUCCUGGUGCAUGAGGCACACGGUCACUGCUUCCAGACAUACCUAUGAAUUUCUCAACAAUGGGAUGACCCCAGAUAUCAGGCUGACCAUCCCACCUUGGAGAAUUGGCCUUCUGCUGGAUUAUGACAAAGGGAGCCUCUCAUUUUUCAACCCAGACAUCAUGCAGCACUUGUAUACUUUCCGUGGCCUCUUCCAAGAUUUUGUGUGCCCCUGUUUUGCUGUGGAAGGACCUGGCACGCUCAAGAUUGAAAACAGCAUUGCAGUGCCCCCAUAUGCACUUUCAUGAAAGAGGUUACCAUCCAGUACCUACCGUCCUGAAAUUAAAACACAUUGAGCUCUA
Molecule: messenger RNA, 2301 nt
Organism: Anolis sagrei ordinatus
Lineage: Eukaryota; Metazoa; Chordata; Lepidosauria; Squamata; Anolidae
Gene: FSD2
Product: fibronectin type III and SPRY domain containing 2
Molecular function (GO): protein binding
Source: RefSeq, a predicted model, not a curated record